GCCGAGCCCAGGCCGGAGGGGAGUGCCCUGCCCUGCCCUGCUUUGCCCUGCACCUCACGCACGCACGCACCCAGAGGCCAGCAGAGGAUGUCAGCAUAUGUGUGCCAAACCAUCCAACCUUCACUGCAGCCAGAGGCUUGUCCUCAUCUUUUGCUCAUGAGUGACAGGGGUGACAUUGCAGGUGGGCGGUCCAGGAGUCCUCGAUGAAUUCUAUUGUGAUUCUUUAAGGAAUCUUCACGAGAAGUCCCCAGGUUGCAGUUCCCUUGAGACGGGAAGGCUCGGACUUCAAGAUGCUUAUAAAGGAAUAUCGCAUUCCUCUUCCAAUGAGUGUGGAGGAGUAUCGCAUCGCCCAGCUGUACAUGAUCCAGAAAAAGAGCCGUGAGGAGACGUGUGGCGAAGGCAGCGGGGUAGAGAUCCUGGAAAACCGGCCGUACACCGAUGGGCCGGGGGGCGCUGGCCAGUACACGCACAAGGUGUACCAUAUUGGUAUGCACAUCCCCAGCUGGUUCCGCUCUAUCCUGCCCAAGGCAGCCUUGCGGGUAGAAGAGGAAUCCUGGAAUGCUUACCCCUACACCAGGACGAGGUAUACGUGCCCUUUUGUGGAGAAGUUCUCCAUUGACAUUGAAACUUUUUAUAAACCCGACGCAGGAGACAGUGCCAACGUGUUCAACCUCUCUCCUAUGGAAAAGAGACAGACCACACUGGAUCCCAUUGAUAUCGUCAAAGACCCCAUCCCUCCCAAUGAGUACAAGUUGGAGGAGGACCCUCGGCUCUUUCGGUCAGUCAAGACGAAGAGGGGCCCGCUAUCUGAGGACUGGAUCGAGGAGUGCCUCCGCCACCCCAGCCACUUGCCCAUCAUGUGCGCAUACAAGCUGUGUAAGGUGGAGUUUCGCUACUGGGGCAUGCAGUCCAAGAUCGAGAGGUUCAUUCACGAUGUUGGUCUUCGGAAGGUGAUGGUGAGGGCCCACCGACAGGCCUGGUGCUGGCAGGAUGAAUGGUGCGGUCUGACCAUUGAGGACAUCCGGGAGCUAGAGAAAGAGGCGCAGCUGAUGCUAUCCCGCAAAAUGGCGCAGUACAUGGAUGGCGAUGGGCAUGGGCCCCAGGAGCCCCCCAGUGAGGAGAAGGAAGAGGAGAAUGCCUUGAGGGAGGCCCCAGAGCCCCCCAGCAGCAACGGGGAGGCCCCCAAGGGGAGAGGCCUAACGAAGCAGUGGUCCACGUCCUCCAAGUCUUCCCGGUCAUCCAAACGAGGAGGGAGCCCUUCUUGCCAAAGCAUCUCGGAGUGGAGAAUGCAGAGCAUAGCCAGGGACUCAGAUGACAGCUCAGAUGACGAGUUCUUCGAUGCUCAUGAGGACCUGUCUGACAAUGAGGAGCCAUUCCCCAAGGAAAUCACUAAAUGGAGCUCAGAUGACCUUAUGGACAAGAUCGAAACCCCUGAAUCAGAUGCGCCUGUGCUCACCGCUCCCCCAUGGACAGAGUUGCGUGAGGUUACAAGUCCGGCAGUCCUUGACAAUCUGUACACUGAGCCAACAGCCAAUGAAUAUUCGGAAGCCAGCAAUGAGGAGCAACUGAACCUUGCCGAGGAUGAGGCUAGCCCUCCGCUGGUGCAGCCCUCUAAGAUUCACGUCUUGCUGCUGGUGCUACAUGGUGGAAACAUCCUGGACACAGGGGCUGGUGACCAGAGCUCGAAACAGGGCGAUGUCAACACCAUCGCCACAGCUUUUGACACAGUCAUGCGCGUGCACUACCCUGCUGCCCUCGGCCGUAUCACCAUCAAGCUGGUGCCCUGCCCACCUAUCUGCUCUGAAGCUUUUUCCCUCGUCUCCAACCUAAGCCCCUACAGCUAUGACGAAGGCUGCCUCUCCAACAGCCAGGACCACAUCCCACUUGCAGCCCUGCCCCUGCUGGCAACCUCGUCACCCCAGUACCAGGAGGCAGUUGCCAUGGUGAUUCAGCGGGCUAAUCACGCCUACAAUGAAUUCCUCAAGUCUCAGGAUGGCAUGACCUUCAAUGGGCAGGUCUGCCUGAUAGGGGACUGUGUCGGAGGGAUCCUAGCAUUCGAUGCCUUAUGCUACAGCAACCAAACUGUCUCGGAAAGUCAGAACAGCAGCCGCCGGGGAAGUGUGGUGAGCGUACAGGACACUGACCUCCUGUCCCCCGGGAUCCUGGUGAACAACACACACUGCGCCGGGGGUAGCAGCAGCGGCGGAGGUGGCAGCGGCAAUGCUGGUGGUGGCGGCGGCGGCAGCGUCAGCUCUAGUGGUGGGGGUGGCGGUGGCAGUGGCGGCGGCAGCGGCAGCGGCAGCUCCAACCUGGAAAGUAGCCGUCAUCUGAGCCGAAGCAACAUUGACAUCCCCCGCAGCAAUGGAGGCGAGGACCCCAAGAAGCAGCUGCCCAGAAAGAGGAGUGAUUCGUCCACUUAUGAAGUGGACACUAUAAAACAGCAUCAGGCCUUUCUCUCCAGUCUACACUCCAGCGUGUUGCGGAAUGACCCCAGCUCCCGUCGCUCAAGCAGCUCCACCAUGCUGGAUGGAACUGGAAGCCUUGGAAAGUUUGAAUUUGAGAUCUCAGACUUCUUCCUCUUUGGCUCCCCCUUGGGGCUGGUUCUGGCCCUAAGGAAGACGGUCAUCCCCACCCUGGAUGUCUUUCAGCUUCGGCCCGCCUGCCAGCAAGUGUAUAACCUCUUCCAUCCUGCGGACCCCUCGGCCUCCCGUCUUGAACCUCUCUUGGAGAAGAGGUUCCAUGCCCUGCCCCCUUUCAACAUCCCCCGCUACCAACGCUUCCCCCUGGGCGAUGGCUGCUCAACCUUGCUGGUCGAGACAGUACAGAACAACCCUGUGCUACUCCUGGAGGGCGGCCCCCUGGCUACCCUCCAGCACCAGGACAGCUUCAUGGAAACCAGUAUCCCCGUUCCCGUGCUGAGCUGCCAAGAUGGGUCCAGGAAAAGUUCUGGCUGUGCUGAGUCGGAUAUCAUCCAGUCCCACAAUGCUGUCUUCAUGGAGAACGCAUCCCCUUCCUCUCCUGGUACGGCCCCCACUUUCCGUGGCUUCCGCCGGGCCAGUGAGGUCAGCAUCACCAGCCAGGUGUCUGGCAUGGCAGACAGCUACACUGCCUCCAAUAUCGCCAACAAGACCCCAUCGGCCCUCAGUCACACCCCCAGUGUCAGGCGCCUGUCCCUGCUUGCCCUCCCCCAGCAGCCCCCAGCCACCUCGGUGUCCCAGAGGCUCAGGCCUCAGCCAGGGGAGCUGCCCCUCAGCCCUGUAAGAGAGAGGUUGACGGGGGAUCUGAGUCCAAGCCUGGACCAAGUCCCCAAUCUGGACAUCGGAGAAGUUGCCGCCAAAUGGUGGGGAACAAAGCGGAUCGACUAUGCCCUAUACUGUCCGGAUGCCCUCACUGCUUUCCCCACCGUGGCUCUCCCCCACCUCUUCCACGCCAGCUACUGGGAAUCCACCGAUGUAGUCUCCUUCCUGCUGAGACAGGUCAUGAGGCAUGAAAACGCUAGUAUCUUGGAGCUGGACGGCAAGGAAGUAUCCGUGUUCACCCCCUCAAAGCCCCGGGAAAAGUGGCAGAGGAAAAGAACCCACGUAAAGCUGCGGAAUGUUGCUGCUAAUCACAGGAUCAAUGAUGCUGUAGCCAAUGAGGACGGUCCUCAGACCCUGACGGGCAGGUUCAUGUAUGGGCCCUUAGACAUGGUCACCCUGACAGGGGAGAAGGUGGACAUCCACAUCAUGACGCAGCCGCCAUCCGGGGAGUGGGUCCACUUUGACACGCUCGUCACCAACAGCAGUGGGCGAAUCUCCUACACCAUCCCUGAGGAGCAGCGUCUGGGCGUCGGUGUCUACCCCAUCAAGAUGGUGGUCAGGGGGGACCACACAUUCGCAGACAGCUACAUCACCGUCCUACCCAAGGGGACAGAGUUUGUAGUCUUCAGCAUUGAUGGUUCCUUUGCCGCCAGCGUCUCCAUCAUGGGCAGUGACCCCAAGGUGCGAGCAGGUGCUGUGGAUGUAGUAAGACACUGGCAGGACCUCGGCUACCUCAUCAUCUACGUGACAGGAAGGCCCGACAUGCAGAAGCAGCGGGUAGUAGCCUGGCUGGCACAGCACAACUUUCCCCACGGGAUCGUCUCCUUCUGCGACGGCCUCGUGCAUGACCCUCUGCGACAUAAGGCCAACUUCCUGAAGUUCCUCAUCACAGAGCUGCAUAUGCGGGUGCACGCCGCCUAUGGCUCCACCAAGGACAUCUCCGUCUACAGCUCCAUCAGCCUGUCCCCCAUGCAGACCUACAUUGUUGGCCGUCCCACCAAGAAGCUGCAGCAUCAAUGCCAGUUCAUCACCGAAGGCUACGCCGCCCACCUCGCUCAGCUCAAGUACAACCACCGAGCCAGGCCGGCCAAGAACAGCACCAGGAUGGCUCUGCGCAAAGGCAGCUUUGGCCUCCCUGGCCAAGGCGACUUCCUCCGCAAACGGAACCACCUCUUGCGCACCAUCUCCUCCCAGCCCGCUGGGCCCAGCCACAAGCAUGAGCGGACGCAAAGCCAGUCGGACAGCGAGCGGGAGCGCGAGCGGGAGAGGGGUCAGCGGAGCAUGAGCGUGGCUACAGGUUGCUGGGGCCGCCGGCCAGAGCUGGGGGCCCCCCCAGGGCCCAAGUAGAGGUGCCCGCCUCCCCGCGCCCCCCCCCAGGAGCCGGCCCUGGAGCGGCCCCAGAGUGGGAGGUGUCACCAUGGUGCUAGGAGGCAAGGGGGACAGAGCCACGCAGGCUGUGGGUCCCGGGCAGGCAGGUGGGUGCCAGCCUGCCAGUGGACUGAGGCCAGAGCUGAAGCUGGGAGGCCUUGGACCCCAUCCCAGGCCCCUCCCCGGGGGCACUCUUGGCUCGGGCCUCGGGCAUUUUGCUGCUUCUGCCACAGACAAGCACAGGACAUGGCCUGUCUCUGCUCCCAGGGAUGGGAGACACCAAGCAGUGACUCUGGUCCCCUUCUGACCCAGGGGGCUUUCCAGACAGCCCCCCACGGUGAGGCUCGGCCAGCCUCCUCUAACCACACCUUGCCCAGGAAGCAGGGCUCGAUCCUGACCUGCAGGGAGAAGGGAUCCCCCAAUCCUCUGCCAUGAAGGCAGGGGCACAGCAAGGCGGGAGGCGGGGACACCGUCCCCCAAAGAGACUUCUCAGCGGGGCUGCGUUCCCGACGUUCUGGAGUUCGGGGUCUUUGGUUCUCUCAGCAGCUGGCGGCAUCCUGCAUUUGCCGACAAAUGCAAGGAAAUCACACCCUCUCCCUCCCCCAUUGCUGGGGGCACACAGGGCUCGCCAUCUCAGCCCAAGAAGAGACCAUCCCACCUGCUGCUCUCUGCCCCGCCCCCACCGCCAUGUAUAGUCUCACCAAAACCCCUGCAGCUCAUUCACCCCUGAGCACUGGAGAUGAUCCAGCUAUGUGCAUUCUCUGUAAUCCAAGUGCAGGGUUGGAGGCGUCCCCCGUCCUCCCCCCCCCCCCCCCCCCGCAUCCAUUUUCCCCAGCCCCCUUCUCCCCGAGUUCUCUCCAGACACAGUAGCAGCUUCCUGGGAGUUCGACCUGCUUCUUUUAACUCCUCACUCAACUGUAAAACCUCAUCGUUUUUUGCACUGAUGAUCUUUAGGAUGGAGACCUGUUACCAUCUCAUGUGGCUACACAUCACCGUUGGUAGUGCAUGAUCAUUAAAUAUUUUGCUGAUCCAGGAUAGAGUUCUGUGCAGGUUUGUUUGGGUUUGUUACUUUGGAUUUUUUUUGUUGUUUUUUGGACAGUAAGGUGACCCAAAUGUAUAGCAAGUAUGUUGUACAAAGCUUAAGGAAAAGGCCAUAUCUUUAUUUCUGCAGCUCUUCCUAUCACCAAGGCCCCAGGCCAGCCAACUAGUCACCCCCACCCCAGCUCCCUGCCCUCUCCUCUGCCGGCCUGCCUUGCCUAGCUCUUUGCAUCUCUCAUUUCUCUCUCACCAGUGAGGAGUGAGCAGAGGCAGGGAGGAGGGCGGGGGAGCCCCUUGGGUCCAGACCAGCCAUGAGCCUGGCAUCUCCUGCUUGGGCACCUGCCCCGAGCAGCAAGCCAGGGUCUGGGCACCUGAGGCCCCCAACACCCGCCUCUAGGCCAGAGAGCAGAGAGCUAAGGGAUGGGAGUUCGAGGUGGGGAGGAGGGGAAGGGGGCAGCUGGACACAGGUUUUCCUCUCUCUCUGAAACCAGAUUAUUGGCCAAGCCCCCGGUUUCCACACCGCUCCUGAUGCUGCUGCUGCCGCCCACUGCAGUGCAUUAUAUUUCUAUUCCUUUCUACGUCAGUGAUUUGAUUUCUAAAAGGGUUGGGUUGUUCGGUCUUUUUUUCUUUUUUAAAGGAAAAAACUUGGCUGCUUUUAGCUUUCUUAACUCUUUCAACACCCAGGGCAGCCCUCUCUGCUUUGUGAAAACCUUGCACUGUGAAAGCAGCCCGCUUUGGGGGCUCUGGGUCCUGCCACCGUCUCCCAGGCCUAGGUAUGCCCCGACUGUCUCCUGGCGAUUGGAACCUUGCCCCAGAGGAUUUCCUCACUCCUAUUUCCAAACUCUCACUGAAUUUCUACUCUCUCAACGGGGCUUUAGGGGCAGGUGGGAGGGGCACAUACAGAUUUUUAAAACGCAAACUGUUUUGAAGCGAAAAUUUGGACUGUCAGGUCCUUCAUAUCUCCCCCCGGCCAAUCACCAACCACCCCUGCAGCACCUGCGCCACUUUCUACUGAUGGAAUCGGACUUCCCCUUUCUAACUAAUCAACUUUUUCGACGUGUUGCCUUGAUCUCACCUCCACCAGGCCACUGGCGCCCACGUGGAUUCUUCUUGAGCUUUGCCAUUUAUUUCAGCGGCCGACAGAGAAGGCCACCUUCAGCCGGAGGAGCUCACCAAGCUGAGAACCGGGUUCUUGGGAAAGAAUUCAUCAAACAUGGGGAUAUGGCCUUUGUCCAGUGCCCAGUCACCCAGUGGGGCUGGCUGGGCCGUUCUGUACAUUUUGUUUGGGGGUGGGGGGAGGGUAUGAAAAGAUGCUGACAUUUUCUCUUGUGUAGAUAUUGUAAAGAGGAAAAAAAGUAUCCUGUAAAUGUUCAGAAAAGUGGGUAUAUACAGAGUGAAAGUUAUUUAUUUUGUGUAGGGAAAAUGUCUGGAGGGAAGAGAACCUUCAGGGCUUAUUAAUAUUUAAGAUGUAGCUUUCUUUUGUUGUUUCAGGCAUUAUGUACAAAGCAAUUGUUUUAUGGACCAAGUCCAAUGUGACCUGUCUCUGAAGAAUGCAAUAUCUGACUCGCCCCGCCCCUCACCACCGCCACCUCCCUUCCCCUUCAGUGGGAAAAAUACGCUCAGCCUGACAAUCACAGCCUUGGGGAGGGGGGGACACACACACAUGCCCCCUGCUCUGCUCCUCCCUCAGACCAUCUCCAAUAGUCCAGGGGGAGGAAGCCUUCUCGAGCUGAGUCUCAGACCCUGAUUGCAACAACGGUGGCCAGAGGAGACUGCCAUGAGCCCGUGCCAGCCUUUGACUGGCCCCUCUCCUCCUGACUCGGCCACAGCCAUUGCUCCCAAGGCUGUGCCUACCUUCUGUCAUCAGCUCUGCCGCAAACUCAGCCUUGAAGGCUCCCCCCGCCCCUGCCCCCACCCAACUAAGCCAAGGACAAGAGCAAUAGCGCAAGCCUCCAUCUGUCUCGGCCUCAUCAGUCUCGAUCCCCGUUUUCUCUGUGUAGCAAUUUGUCCGGCGUGAACGCACAGGCCGGAACCAGGCCCCUCAGCAAACAUUUGUAAAUGUUUUCUCACCAGAAUUAGAGAGCCCUCCCCUUCCUCCUUUCCACAUGAGGUAUAUUUGCUGUUGAUAAAGCUUGGUUUUUUUUUUUUGGAAACACUUAUUUUUUAAAUACCAAAAAAAACAAUGUUUACAGCAUCAGAAGACAACCAGUCAUAACCAAAAACCCUACUAAGCACCGCAUCUUCCCCAAGCAGGGAAGCAGCCCCUUCCCACACCAAUCAUCAAGCGACUCCGCCUCUGCUGCCCAAGUAUGUCUAGAAGCCUUACUCCCCUUCUCUUCUUCCUCCUCGUAGGAAACCUCACCCAGGACCUACUGGUAUUCCCAAGUGUUGAUUUUACAUUCAAUCAUCGCCAUCCCAUUUUAUUUAUAAAGAAGCGUUUCUUAGGGACGCAGCUAAAAAAUAAAACUCCUUCCAGGCUUGGUCCGAAAGGCCCACCCCCUCGGGGGUGCCCCUGGCUCAGAAGCCAGUCUGCCACGUCCCAGUUUCGUCUCUUCGAUUCUGUCUGUGUGUCAGCAUCUCUUGGCUUGUUUGUGAGAGACCAUCCACUUACUUCUCCUUGCUGUCUGUCAGUGCGUUGUUCGAUGCCUGGGUGUGUAUACUCUGUACACAGUAUCACUGUAUGUUACAUGAAUAAAGGGAAGGCUUCUUUCCUGA
Molecule: messenger RNA, 8420 nt
Organism: Vombatus ursinus (common wombat)
Lineage: Eukaryota; Metazoa; Chordata; Mammalia; Diprotodontia; Vombatidae
Gene: PITPNM2
Product: phosphatidylinositol transfer protein membrane associated 2
Exons: 28
Coding region: 291-4646 (1451 amino acids)
Biological process (GO): phospholipid transport
Cellular component (GO): cytoplasm
Molecular function (GO): phosphatidylinositol binding; phosphatidylcholine intramembrane carrier activity; phosphatidylinositol transfer activity
Source: RefSeq, a predicted model, not a curated record